Messenger RNA from Psylliodes chrysocephalus, 1353 nucleotides. The record is from the annotation of a GenBank genome assembly. Lineage: Eukaryota; Metazoa; Arthropoda; Insecta; Coleoptera; Chrysomelidae.
UACUGUUCCAACUGACCUCCGAUGUCUUUUUGGACAGUUUAAUAAUCACAAUUUCAAACUAGAUAAUAAAAGCCGAAUAUCUCUAAUUAUUUCAUUUAUUUCAAAUAUGCAUUUCAAUAUAAUCAUUUCGAUUUUUUUAUUUUCAUUUUUUGAAAACUCUUAUGCCGAUAAUAAUACUAAAUUAAAAGAUGUUCUAAGAAAUAAUUCCUAUAGAUCCAAUAAUAAUCGGACGAAUAAUAAUAACAACAACAACAACAACAACUCCAAUAAUGAUGACGAUGAUGUUUUUAAAUCGGAAGCAAUGAAUGUGUUGGAUAACUGUUCUUCCAAUGGACGUAAAAAUCAAGAAAACAAAAACGAUAACAAUAAUAACAGAUAUGGUAGUAAUAGUCAAUCGACAGAUACUUACAGAAGGAUAAAGCAAAAUGGAGACUAUUACAAGAAUUUCGGGUAUGACAACAACGAUAGCCAACAAUAUGAUAGAAACUACAAUUAUAAUUCGAGAAAUAAUCGACAAAACUCGAAUAAUAACGAUUACAAUAGUGGAAGCAACAGUGAUGAGUAUAAUAAUCCAUCAUCCAGCUCUAAUGGGAAUAGAAAUAGUAAUUCUAAUAACGGAUACAACGACGGUGAUUCCCCUUACAAUUCUUAUGGGAGUAAUGGAAAUAACGGCAACAGUGGAAGCAAUUAUGAUCGAUCAAACGGUUACAGUAACAAUAAUAAUAAUGAUGAUGACGAUAGAAACAGAAACGGUAAUUAUGGAAGUAGCAGUAACGGUUAUGGAAGCAGCAGAAACGGUUACGGAUCAAACACUAGGUUAAAUAACAUGAAUAACGGGGAUAGCUCCAGUGGUUAUGGUUCAAAUGGUUAUAAUAACUAUGGUUAUGGUAAUAAUGAGCGUCAAAAUAUGGGAAAUACUCGUUCAGACCAAUCGGAAAGUAAUUAUGGAUAUAAUAGAGAAUAUAUGCGGCAAAAUAAUCGAGGACAUAGCGAAGGUUAUAAUGAUGGUUAUUACAAUGUUGGCAUACCAAGUUACGGAAGACGAAUGAAAAGAGACAACAAAGAUAAUAAUAAAAACAGCAGAGACAGAGAUGAUAAUCAAUGCACAAGUCAAUGCGUUUUCGGUCACAUGGAGUUGUUGGACGAUGAUCAAAUGCCUUCAGAAACGUUAAUUAUCAAAUGGAUUCAAGAUCAUAUUGCAAACGAUGAUAUGAAGAGGAUUAAAACGCUAAGGGAAGUACGGAAAUGUUUUACUAGGAUGUCAACAACAGCAAUUGAUGAUGGCUGUGACUACUCGAAUGAAUUGGCUAAAUGUUUGAAUUUGGAUUUUGAUUAAUUUGGUUAAAGAAGCAG